Molecule: messenger RNA, 2174 nt
Organism: Eremomyces bilateralis CBS 781.70
Lineage: Eukaryota; Fungi; Ascomycota; Dothideomycetes; Eremomycetales; Eremomycetaceae
Product: protein phosphatase-like protein 2c
Exons: 1
Coding region: 137-1918 (593 amino acids)
Biological process (GO): protein dephosphorylation
Molecular function (GO): cation binding; protein serine/threonine phosphatase activity
Source: RefSeq, a predicted model, not a curated record
CAAUCUUGGAUAUCCAACUCCCUUUGUGUUGCUGUGGAUGAAUGGUUUGCGAAUUGCGAGGUGUAUACCAACAUCCUCACCGACAAUGAUGUGACCACAUUUGUCCCACAAUGUUGCGGUCCAUCAAACCUCGAUUAUGCGUCCUCCCACUCUUCACCCACGCAUUCCCUCCCAACUCCCCGCAUUCCGAUCCUCAUCCCUCCCGCGAUGUUAUUCCAUAUCCCCAGCAAUAACCCCCCCCAUACUCCCGACCACCACCUCCGCCCUCCGCCACUCACGAUGCUACCACGACUACUUCGUCACCAACCUCCCCUCUUCCUCCAUGCACCCGGACGGCCGCAUCCCCCACCACAAACUCCCCCGUGACAAAUCGACCCCCCACGACAAGCACGAUGACCGCCACCCCCCCGCCGCCGCCCCCUCCAACAUCGGCGCCUCCCGCGAAAUGACUGUCGUGCGCAUCCCCCUGAAGAGCGCGAAGCACCACUUCGGCGCCGCCGUGUCGCGCGGCUCCCGACCAUACAACGAAGACGCCCAUCAAGAGGGCACGAUCGAGAUCCCCGCGUUCGCGAAGCGGCGGCCGAUUUCCCUGACGCGGAGCGCGAGGGCGGAGAUUGCGGGCCAGGGGACGAGUGCGGAUAGUGCGAGUGGGGAUCCGCAGGUGUUUUAUUUUGGGGUGUUUGAUGGGCAUGGCGGGGCGGAGUGUAGUAAGUUUUUGCAGGAGCGGUUGCACUUGUAUGUGGAGGAGGCGGGGAGGGAGUUUGGGUUGGAGAGUAGUUUGAAGAAGGGGCCGGCGAUUACGGGCAUCGGCGGGGAUUCCGGGAAAGGAGCGGGAUACGGGUCGGUGAAAGUGGAGGAAAUACAGGAGUCGAGAGAUGUAAAGGCAGGAGAUGAGACGGCUGCCGUGGAGCAGUCCGACGCCUUAGGCAAAGCCGAAGAGCUUGAGAAAGAACUCGUUAGUUCCUACAAACAGCUCGUUGGCGGUUACUACCGCCGCUUCAAACCCGAAUACUUCUCCAUCAACGCCGGCGGCAAAGGCUAUGUCCUCGAGGGCGAGACCGCUCGACAGCCCAUGGGAAAUUCCCGACCGGCCACCGCAGGCGAGGGCAUCGGAAUCGAAACGGUCCUCGAAUACGCCUUCUUAAAAGCCGACUACGACUUCAUCUCUGCGCAAGCCAACAAAGAAGACGCCGACUCCGUCCUCUCUGACCGCGCCCUCAACGAACACGACAUCAUCGACAAACCCUCCCGCACCUCCGAACCCAUCGGCGGCCCUAAAACCUUCCAAGGCGGCUCCACCAGCAGCAUCGCCCUCAUCUCCACCCCCAGCCCCACCCCCUUCUGGCACCCGUCCUCCCCCUCCACCCUCAUCACCUCCCACGUCGGCGACACCCGCAUCCUCCUCUGCGCCACCGCCACGGGCCUCCCCGUCCCCCUCACCUCCAACCACCACCCCUCCGACCCCGUCGAAGCCACCCGCCUCCGUCGCUACGCCGCCACCUUCGUCACCGACUCCUUCGGCGAGGAGCGCAUGAUCGGCCUCGCCAACACCCGCUCCUUCGGCGACAUGAAGGCAAAGCGCAUCGGCGUGUCGGCCGAGCCGGAGAUUCGCCGCGUCGAGCUCUCACCCGCGGAGUACUCGUUCCUCGUGCUCGUAAGCGACGGCGUGUCCGGUGUGAUGUCGGAUGAGGAGAUCGUGGACGUGGUGAAGGAGGCGAAGACGCCUGAACAGGGCGCGAAGGAUCUGGUGUCGUUUGCCGUGGAGGUGAGCGCGAGUGCGGAUAAUGCGACGGCGUUGGUGGUGAGAUUGGGAGGUUGGGAGAGGAGGAGUGAAGGGGGGUUGGGGAGUUUGGGGACGCAGGAGUUGAGGGAUUGGAGGAAGAUGGAGGCGCAGGAUCCGAGAGCGAGGAGGCAGUAGGGGAAAAAGCUGCGGGGUUAAUUAAUACUUGUGGUGGUUGCAUAUACGGUUGAAAAAGGGUCAGAAUGGCGUUUUCGGGCUUGCGAUGUGUUUGUUGGAUGAGGGCAUCCAAGCAUGGUUGUAGAAAUAAUUGAACUGGCAAGAUGUGCACAUAAAGUCCGGACAUCCCUCAUUAUUGCAAAACCGGCAUGGAUGAUACCGGCAGUUGUACACUUCUAAUUAGCAAUUCCAAUAAUCGUCCUCUCGAAUAAGUCUA